Molecule: messenger RNA, 954 nt
Organism: Nanorana parkeri
Lineage: Eukaryota; Metazoa; Chordata; Amphibia; Anura; Dicroglossidae
Product: AF4/FMR2 family member 3-like
Exons: 8
Coding region: 1-837 (278 amino acids)
Biological process (GO): regulation of gene expression
Cellular component (GO): nucleus; super elongation complex
Source: RefSeq, a predicted model, not a curated record
AUGUUCAGUGGUGAAGACACUCAGUCAGAUAUGUGGUCAUAUGGUUUUAAUCGACAUAAGGAUGGAAGGAAAACUAUACAGUCUCUGGACAACACAAGAACUCGCAAUGCUGAUUACUUUAUGCAGGAAGCUAAACGGAUGAAGCAUAAAGCAGAUGCUAUGAUGGACAAAUUUGAUAAAGUUUUGAACUACACAGAAGCCGCUCUUUCUUUCAUUGAGUGUGGGAAUGCAAUGGAACAUGGGCCAAUGGAAUCUAAAUCUCCAUACACAAUGUACUCAGAGACUGUGGAGUUGAUACGGUAUGCUCUGAGAAUAAAAUCCCAUUCGGGUCAUAAUGGAUCUUCUCUGGAUAAGAAAAUUACAGCACUAUGUUAUCGUUGUCUGGCACUGCUGUACUGGAGAAUGUUCCGCCUCAAAAGAGAUCAUGCGGUGAAGUAUUCUAAAGCGCUUAUUAAUUAUUUUAAGAAUUCAUCUAAAACGUCUCGAAUAUCAUCACCAGGGAACGCCAAGGAAAAGACCACAAUUGCUUCAUUACCCAUAUCUCCCAGUCCUCUGGUGAACUCUGUCGUAAGCAACUCUACAAGUACUUCUAUUAUCAGCAUCCCUCAGCGUAUCCACCAGAUGGCAGCAAAUCAUGUCAGUAUUACUAACAGUAUACUGCACAGCUAUGAUUAUUGGGAAAUUGCUGAUAACCUCGCCAAAGACAACACAGAAUUCUUUAAGGAGCUGGAUGCAUUAAUAGGACCAAUCACACUGCACAGUUCAAUGGAGCAUUUGGUUCAAUACACUCGACAAGGACUUUCCUGGAUAAGACAGAGUUCACAUCAUGUAUUGUAGCAACUUCUGGCCAUUUGUUUUUAUUUCCACUGAACUGCUAAAAUUCCAGGCACUGAGCGCUAUUCUAUCACUGGCAGCACUUGUUCAAAUAUCCGUUAUCUUUCUUCAGCAUUGGUC